AUGCCUCCCCGUUCCCUCAUUACCCUUUCCCUCCCCCUCCUUCUCGCUAGCACAUCCUACGCCCUCGAAACAUGCCCCACCCCCGAAACCACCUACACAUCCCCCACCGGCUCCCUCUACACCAUCUGCGCCUCCACCGACCUCACCGGCCCCACAGUCCAAGUCGUCCCCGCCAUCGCCUCCGUCCCCGCCUGCGCCGCCCGCUGCGACACCGACGGCCGCUGCCUUCAAGCCGUCUACGACACGCAGACCCGGGACUGCCACAUCAAAGCCAAGACCGGGCUCAACUGGGUCAACAACUCUCGCUUCGCCGUAAUCCGCCUCAACAACGCCCUGCGGGAAGGAACCGUAAUCUCCAAAUGUCCCUUCACAACAACCACCUACACCUCCCCCUCCGGAACGCAGUAUCAAAUCUGUCCAGAUACGGACUACCGCGGCGGGUCCACUCAGCAGAUUACCGGUAUUACUACGCAGGCGGCGUGUGCGCAGCGGUGUGGGGGAAUUGCCGGGUGUUCGAAGGCUGUGUGGGAUUCUGUCGGGAAUGUGUGCCAUAUCAAAAAUGUUGCAAAUGAGGCUACGCAGAUUUGGGCGCUGAAUAAGCAGUUUGAUGUUAUUCAGACGGUGGCGACGUUUAAUGUUGCUACGCAGGGGAGUUGGACGGAUUUUGUGAGGUUGCCGGUUAUUCCGGUGGCGGCGUAUGUGGUGCCGGAGGUGCCUGAGUCCUCCAGACUUCUCAUGUUCUCGGCAUGGGGUCGAGAUACUUUCGGUGGGGAUCCGGGCUAUACGCAGUUCACAGACUACAACUUCAAGACUGGAGCGGUAUCGCAACGAACAGUGUCCAACACGCAGCAUGACAUGUUCUGCCCCGGCAUCAGUGCCCUGGAAGAUGGUCGGAUCAUGAUCACAGGAGGCUCCAGCGCAGCAGUGACCAGUUUCUACAACCCAAGUUCAAAUUCGUUCACCAGAGGUCCCGAUAUGAAGAUCGCGCGUGGCUAUCAAACUUCUGCUACCUUGUCCGACGGGCGAGUCUUCACCAUCGGCGGAUCGUACUCUGGUCCCCGAGGUGGUAAGAACGGAGAGGUGUACAAUCCAAGUUCCAACAAUUGGACUCUUCUCACUGGCGCCGAUGUGACGCCCAUGCUCACGACCGAUAACGAAGGCAAUUGGCGGACUGAUAACCAUGCCUGGCUCUUUGGCUGGAAGAAUGGAUUCGUUUUCCAAGCAGGCCCGAGUCCGAGGCAGAACUGGUAUGGUACUUCUGGAUCCGGGUCUGUCAGGCAAGCUGGAACUCGCCCCGGUGCAGACGACGCCAUGUGUGGUGUCAAUGUGAUGUACGAUGUGACCGGUGGCGUAGGGAAGAUCUUAUCAGCAGGUGGUAGCACGGACUACACCAACUCGCCAGCCACGGCUAUGGCGCACAUCACCACGAUUGGCGAGUCGAAUGCAGCUUCUUCCAUCGAGCGUGUCGCAGAUAUGGCGUGGCCACGGGGAUUUGCCAAUGCAGUCGUCCUCCCAGACGGCAAGACACUCGUCACGGGAGGACAGAAGAGGUCGCUGGUAUUCACCGAUACCGACGGCAUCAUCACACCAGAACUGUUCAACCCAGCAACGAAGACCUGGGCCAAGAUGGCACCAGAAGCGGUACCGCGCAACUACCACGCCGCAUCAAUCCUCCUACCCGACGGCAGAGUCUGGAGCGGCGGAGGUGGCCUUUGCUAUACCGGUGGUCCAGCAAACUCAGAUGCUGGCUGCAACAAGCAAGUCGACCACGCUGAUGGACAAAUAUUCAGUCCUCCGUAUCUGUUUACCAGCAGUGGCGCGGCUGCAACACGUCCGGUUAUCAAUGCAGUCUCAAGCACGUCACCGAGGGUCGGCAGUACCAUCAGUGUGACGAUGAGCAAUAGCGAUGCAGCCACCUUUGCAUUGUUGCGGAUUGGAAGUGUGACGCAUUCGAUCAAUAGCGACCAGAGGAGAGUUCCGGUGGCGGCGACGAGGAGUGGGUCGACUUUCAGUAUGACGCUGCCGAGUGAUAGUGGGAUUCUGAUACCGGGGCAUUACUAUUUGUUUGCGUUGAGUAGCUCUGGAGUGCCAUCGGUGGCCAGGACUGUGAGGGUGACUUUGUAG
Messenger RNA from Fulvia fulva, 2124 nucleotides. Its product is annotated as Galactose oxidase. NCBI's taxonomy places the organism in Eukaryota, Fungi, Ascomycota, Dothideomycetes, Mycosphaerellales, Mycosphaerellaceae. The coding region runs from base 1 to 2124 and encodes 707 amino acids. The record is from RefSeq and is a predicted model, not a curated record. The transcript is spliced from 2 exons. Gene Ontology annotation, molecular function: protein binding.